Molecule: messenger RNA, 3444 nt
Organism: Yarrowia lipolytica CLIB122
Lineage: Eukaryota; Fungi; Ascomycota; Dipodascomycetes; Dipodascales
Biological process (GO): phosphorelay signal transduction system; cellular hyperosmotic response; phosphorylation
Cellular component (GO): membrane
Molecular function (GO): phosphorelay sensor kinase activity
Source: RefSeq, a predicted model, not a curated record
AUGUACCAGUUGCUCAAGGCCCUCAAUGCGAAGGUCUAUUCACAGCAGCGAGAAAUCGCUCUGCACAGCGGUGCAGUCGUGGCGUUGGAGCGGGACCUCAGCCAGACCAGAAAUAUUCUCAAUUCUUUCACAGAAACAAUCGCACCGGGCGAAAAGCGAGUGGUGGACACAGACCUUCUGGACCGAGAGCUGCGAAAGUCUCAAACAGCAAACCGCGCCUUUCAGAAGGCGCUGAUGGAGAUUGGAGAGGUUGUCUUUGCCGUCGCGCAAGGUGACCUGUCCAAGAAGGUUACUAUUCACGACCAGGAGAUGGACCCCGAAAUUGUCAAAUUCAAGGAAACAAUCAACAAAAUGAUGAGCCAACUGCAACGAUUCGCUUCCGAAGUUACCCGUGUGGCCACAGAGGUAGCAGGAGGAACGCUAGGAGGACAGGCAGAAGGAGAAGGAACAGUUGGUGUGUGGCGAGAGCUUACUGAUAACGUCAACGUCAUGGCCUCAAAUCUUACAAACCAGGUGCGAGAAAUCGCUGAUGUUACUCGAGCUGUUGCCCAGGGUGAUUUAUCGCGGAAGAUUAAUGUCCACGCACAAGGAGAGAUUCUGGAACUGCAAAAGACUAUCAAUACCAUGGUGGAACAACUACGUACGUUCGCCUUCGAGGUCACGCGAGUGGCCAGAGAAACAGGUGUGGAAGGAAGACUGGGUGGCCAGGCCCAGAUCGAAGGUGUCGAAGGUAUUUGGAGAGAGCUCACUGACAAUGUCAACGCCAUGGCUUCUAACCUGACUGACCAAGUGCGAAAUAUCGCCAACGUCACUACUGCUGUCGCAAGAGGAGAUUUGUCUCAAAAGGUGUCUGCUGACUGUAAGGGAGAAAUUCUUGAUUUGAAGUCUACCAUCAACAAAAUGGUGGACCGAUUGCAGAACUUCGCGCUGGAAGUUACUACACUGGCUCGAUCAGUCGGUACUGAGGGUAUUCUGGGUGGGCAGGCCAAGGUCGAGGAUGUGGAGGGUGCAUGGAAGGAGAUCACUGAAAAUGUCAACGUGAUGGCAUCUAACUUGACCACCCAGGUCCGAAGCAUUGCCCACGUUACCACAGCAGUCGCCCAGGGUGACCUGUCACAGAAGAUUGAUGUGCAUGCUCAGGGAGAAAUGCUUGCCCUGAAGUCCACUAUCAACAAAAUGGUGGAUCGUCUGCAGGUGUUCGCCUCUGAGGUGACUCGAGUGGCCAAGGAUGUCGGUAUCGACGGUAAGCUUGGUGUGCAGGCUCAGGUCUCCGAUGUCGACGGUCUUUGGAAGGAGAUUACCACUAACGUCAACACCAUGGCGGCCAACCUGACUACCCAGGUUCGAGCCCUGGUGCAGAUUACUGCCGCUGCUACAGACGGUGACUUCACCCGAUUCAUCACCGUCGAAGCCUCUGGAGAGAUGGAUGCCCUGAAGACCAAGAUUAACCAGAUGGUUCUGAACCUGCGAGAGUCCAUUCAGCGAAACACUGCGGCUAGGGAAGCUGCCGAGUUGGCCAACAGAGCCAAAUCCGAGUUCCUGGCCAACAUGUCUCAUGAAAUUCGAACCCCCAUGAAUGGUAUUAUUGGUAUGACGCAAUUGACACUCGACACUGAGCUCACUCAGUACCAGCGAGAGAUGCUGAGUAUCGUCCACAAUCUGGCUAACUCGCUGCUCACAAUCAUUGAUGACAUCCUGGAUAUUUCCAAGAUUGAAGCUAACCGGAUGACUAUCGAAAAGAUUGCCUUCUCUCUGCGAGGCACUGUCUUUGGUGCCCUCAAGACCUUAUCCGUCAAGGCAAAUGAGAAGCCUCUGGAUCUUGUCUACAAGGUGGACAACACCUUCCCUGAUAACCUGGUUGGUGACUCUUUCCGUUUACGUCAGGUUAUUCUCAAUCUUGUUGGUAACGCCAUCAAGUUCACCGAGUCCGGAGAAGUCGCUUUGUCUGUGCGAAAGGCUGAUGAUCAACGCCCUGGUUCCCCCGAUGAGAUGAUGAUUGAGUUCUGCGUGUCUGAUACUGGUAUCGGUAUCCAGUCUGACAAGCUGGACGUUAUUUUCGACACUUUCUGCCAGGCUGAUGGUUCUACCACCAGAAAGUUCGGAGGUACCGGUCUUGGACUCUCUAUUUCCAAGCGACUCAUCAAUCUGAUGGGUGGAGACAUAUGGGUCAAGUCCGAGUACGGCAAGGGUUCUCAGUUCUUCUUUACCCUUGCUGUGCAGCCUGCGGACAGUGGACUUUCUCAGCUUCUGGACAACAUUGCACCUUUCCGAAACCACUACGUUUUGUUCAUCAACACUGAGCACGAGCAAGAAGUCGUCGACCAGCUCGUCGACAACAUGCAACGACUCAACCUCAAUGCUUGGGUGGUCGACUCUCUGGAAGAGGCUCCUCUGCCAGAAGACCGAUCUGGUCCCAAGUUCGAUACAAUCAUUGUGGACUCUCUGGAGGUAGCUACCAAGCUGCGAACUCUCAACCAUCUCAAGUACAUUCCUUUGAUACUACUUCAUCCCUGUAUCCCUCAAGUGAACCUCAAGAUCUGUCUUGAUCUCGGUAUCACCUCUUACGGUAACACUCCCUGUUCUACCAACGAUAUUGGUAACGUGCUGUUGCCUGCUUUGGAGUCUCGUGCCGCACCUCUCAACUCUGACGGUCAGAUGAAGUUCCAGAUUCUGCUUGCUGAGGAUAACGUUGUCAACCAGAAGCUGGCUGUGCGAAUUCUGGAGAAGCACCAGCACCGAGUUGAGGUUGUCGAAAACGGCUAUGAGGCAUUUGAGGCCAUCAAGAAGAAGCGAUACGACGUUGUUUUGAUGGAUGUUCAGAUGCCUGUAAUGGGUGGAUUCGAGGCCACAGCCAAGAUUCGGGAAUGGGAGAAGCAGAAUAUCACUAUUCGAACCAGAACUCCCAUUGUGGCUCUCACUGCACAUGCAAUGCUUGGGGAUCGGGAACGAUGCAUGCAAGCUCAGAUGGAUGAGUACCUGAGUAAACCUCUUAAGCCUGCUCUUCUGGUGCAGACCAUCAACAAGUGUGUGCACUCAGUUAACCAGCUUAGAAGCUUGGCGCUCGGCCCUACCUCGACCUCUUCUGUGAAUCAGAUUCUCAGUCGAAGUGGGCAACACAAGAGCGCCGUGGCUGCCUCUUCUUCUGCUGCCUCUGCAUCCAUGCUACCCUAUGUGGCACCUCAACCCACAUCUCCCGUCUUGUCGCCAUCAUUAGAGGACGCCAUUAUUAAAACCACAGAUGGCGUCGUGUCAAAGAGCCCACUUCCCCCAAGUCAGUCGAAGCCUCGACCUACCAUUGAGCAGCGGUCACGUACGGUGACCUCUGUGCCCCAUGUGGAUUACCCCGAAAAUGGCGGCGCACGAAUUGUCGCAAUUGAUGAGGGCACCGAACCCGAGAAAGAAAGUGAACAGCCUCCCUCCAACAGACGAGUAAACAGUAAUUGA